Molecule: messenger RNA, 1374 nt
Organism: Hansenula ciferrii
Lineage: Eukaryota; Fungi; Ascomycota; Saccharomycetes; Phaffomycetales; Wickerhamomycetaceae
Gene: MOD5
Product: tRNA dimethylallyltransferase
Exons: 2
Coding region: 1-1374 (457 amino acids)
Biological process (GO): tRNA modification
Cellular component (GO): mitochondrion
Molecular function (GO): ATP binding; tRNA dimethylallyltransferase activity
Source: RefSeq, a predicted model, not a curated record
AUGUUCAGAGCCUUAAGGAAUUUCAUCAUGGGUCCACCAAAGAAUGUUGUGGUUAUAGUGGGGACUACUGGUGUGGGAAAGUCACAAGUAUCUAAAAGGUUUAAUGGUGAAAUCAUCAAUGCUGACUCUAUGCAAAUGUAUCGUGGUGCUCCAAUAAUAACAAACAAGCAUCCAAUAGAGGAGAGAGAAGGUAUACCACAUCAUGUUAUGAAUCAUAUAGAAUGGGAUGAAGAAUAUUUUAUCCACAGAUUUGAAAAAGAAGCUUUAAGUACCAUUGAAGAUAUCCAUCAAAGAGGGAAACUACCCAUAAUUGUUGGUGGUACUCAUUAUUAUCUCAACUCAUUAUUAUUCUUGAAUAAAACUAUCAAAUCUGAUAAACCAAAAGAAGAAUCUCCAAAUCUCUUGACUGAAGAACAAAAAGCUAUUUUAGAUGGACCAUCUGAUCAAGUUUUCGAAAUUUUGAAACAGAAUGACCCAAUAGCAGCUGGUAAAUUCCAUCCAAAUGAUACAAGAAGAAUAAGGAGAGCUUUAGAAAUCUUUUAUUCAACAAAUAAAAAAGCAAGUGAACAUUAUCAGGAACAACAAGUUUCAGAAAAAGAUGAUUCAACAUUGAGAUUCAAUACAUUAGCAUUUUGGCUUUUCGCUGAAAAACCUAUAUUAGAUAAACGUUUAGAUGAUCGUGUCGAUAAAAUGUUGGAACAAGGUGGGUUAAAUGAAAUAAAUGAACUUUAUUCUUAUUAUUCUAAAUCUGAUCCAAAACCUGAUUGUGAAAGAGGUAUAUGGCAAGUAAUUGGAUUUAAAGAAUUCUUACCUUGGCUAGAGAAUGGGAAUGACUCAGAAAAGGAGUUGAAAAAAUCAAUAGAAGAUAUGAAAACUCGUACUAGACAAUAUGCUAAGAAACAAGUUAAAUGGAUCAAGAAUUUAUUGGCUGUUGACCUUGCCAAAGAAGAAAACCAUAACUAUUGUAAAGGAGGAAGAUUAUUCUUGUUAGACGCCACUGAUUUAAGUAUUUGGGGUGAGAAUGUUACUGAAAGAGGUGUAGAAGUUACAAAAAAAUUCUUAGAAGCAAAAGAAGGAACUAUUAAUCAAGCACCUGAAAAUUUAAAAGAGUUAUUACCUUCAAUUAAUGAACCUAAAGAGGAAAAAUCUCUACAAUGGAAACACUUCACAUGUGAUAAAUGCUUUAAUAAAGAUAAUACACCUGUUACCGCAGUUGGUGAAAAACAAUGGAAAAUCCAUUUGAAUAGUCAUAGACAUAAAGUUAAUGUUGGAAAAGGUAAACGUAAAAGAGAUUAUGAAGAAUGGUUAGCUAAAAAUCAAAAUCAGAAUCAAAAUGCUAAAGUUGAAGAACAAUCUGAUGAAUUAAAAUCAUGA